UAUGCUCCGUGAUCCUUCUGUUUUGUUGGCUCCCCCUACUCCCAGCCCAUCCCCUGUUCCUCCCCCAGCACGUGCCUCCAUCUUUUUUCUUGCACCUGACUCUCCUCAACGGCUCACCGCACUUGGCGCGUGCCUCUGGUCCACCCACGACUGUACUUUUAAUUCGUUGCACGAGAUCCGAUCCGGGGCCACGAUCUUGGAAGAAAGAGCACUACCCUACAGGACGGUUAGCUAAGGCCUUGCUUGUGUGCAGGAAGAGCUUCCAGAACUGGGCCAUAUGAUGCUCUUCGGUGGAUAAGGCGCUAAGUGGUUUAAGGUUGCUUAACUAGAGCAGUAGUGAGUUGAACUCUGAUCAAAAGAAUGGCUUCAUGGGAGUCAAGAAAACUUUUGCUUCUUCUGUGGAAGAACUUUACUUUAAAGAGGCGGAAGUUUGGGACUUUAGUUUCUGAGAUAGUCCUGGUGCUUUUGCUCAGCAUUGUGCUUUUGACAACACGCCACCUUCUUAGUAUAAAGAAGAUUGAAGCUCUGUAUUUUCCUGACCAACCUAUCAGCACUGUUCCUUCCUUCUUCCGAGCCUCUGUCACCAGUUUUUAUCCUUGGGAGUUGGCUUAUGUGCCUUCCAACAUCAUGGUGGUAGAGAAUAUUGUCAAAAAUGUGAAAAAUGAUUUAAACCUUCAUAUGAAAGUUAUAGGGUUUCCUUCAGAAAGUGAUUUUGAAGAUUAUGCUAGGUCAACUGUCAACUCUAGAAAUAUUCUGGCUGCUAUUGUGUUUGGCCACAACUUUGCAAACAGCAGUGAUCCUCUGCCAAAGAAGGUAAAAUACUACCUGAGAUUUAGUGAUAUUAAGAAGAACAUAAAUUCUGGGGCAUAUUAUCAAGGGGACACCUGGCUUACAAAAUUUCUCUUUCAUUCUUUGCGUCUUGUGGGACCCAGAAACCCAUAUGAAGCAGACGGAGGCAGUCCUGGGUACAUCACGGAAGGGUUCCUGGCUGUGCAACAUGCCCUAGACAAGGCCAUCAUGCUACAUCAUGGUGGAGCUGAUGCAGCAGCACUCUUCAAUGACAUUAGUCUUUUCAUUCAGAGAUUUCCAUACCCUGCAUAUUAUCAUGAUUACUUCUAUUUAUUUGCUACUACUUUCAUCCCUCUAACAGUGGCCUGCACCUUCUUUUUUAAUCAUUAUGUCCUAGUUUGGUCCAUUGUGUGGGAAAAGGAAAACCGAUUAAAGGAAUACCAGCUCAUGAUAGGACUGAGAAACUGGAUGUUCUGGGUUGCCUAUUUCUUCACCUUCCUCUGUCUGUAUUUUAUUAACAUUAUAGUUAUGUGCAUGGUUUUAUUUGUCAAGAUUGAACCUGCGCCAAUCUUCCAAUACAAUGACCCAACCCUUGUCUUCAUCUUUUUGUUAUUUUAUGCCAUCUCCUCGAUAUUCUUCAGUUUUAUGGUUAGCACAUUGUUUAAUAAAGUCAGUUUGGCCAUGAGCUUGGGAAGUUUCUUAUUUUUCCUCACCUACUUCCCAGCUGUUGCAAUGCAUCAGAGCUUUGAGCGCAUGCCAUCCAAGCAGAAGCUGAUCUGGUCCUUUGACUUUAAUGUUGGGAUGGCGUUUGGAUUUAGAUUCCUAGUCAAUACAGACGCAAAGAAAACUGGAAUGAAAUGGAGUAACAUAUUCCUAUCCACGGAUUCAGACAGCUUUUUAUUUGCCUACGUGCUAGGGAUGCUUUUAGCUGAUGCUUUCAUAUAUGGCCUUGUGGCCUGGUAUAUAGAAGCUGUCUUUCCAGGAGAGUACGGUGUGCCCAAGCCGUGGAAUUUUUUCUUGAUGCACUCUUACUGGUUUGGAGAACCACCUCAACAAAAACUAGAAAUCACCCAAUUUUAUGAGAGAGUUGAAAGCAAGUACUUUGAAGCUGAACCAACUGAUUUGACAGCAGGCAUACAGAUCAAACACCUACACAAGGUAUUCCAAAAGAAUAACACCACCAAGGUCGCCAUCAAAGACUUGUCUUUGAACUUAUAUGAGGGACAGGUCACUGUUCUUCUAGGACAUAAUGGGGCAGGAAAAUCCACUACUCUGUCCAUCCUCUCAGGUCUCUAUCCUCCGACCAGUGGAGAGGCCUAUGUCCAUGGAGAAGACAUCUCCCAGCAUAUGGAUCAAGUCAGGAAUUCCUUGGGCUUAUGUCCUCAGCAGAACCUGUUGUUUGAUCACUUGACAGUAUCCGAACACCUUUAUUUCUACUGCAGGAUAAAAGGAGUACCUCAAAAGAUGUAUCUUGAGGAAACUAACAACAUGCUGUCAGCUUUUAACCUGAUGGAAAAGUGUGAUGCAUUUUCGAAAUCACUGAGCGGAGGCAUGAAGCGCAAACUCGCCAUCAUUAUAGCCCUGAUAGGGGGCUCCAAGGUGGCGAUACUUGAUGAGCCGACAUCUGGCAUGGACCCAGCCUCGAGGCGGAGCACCUGGGAUAUCCUUCAGACGUAUAAACAGAAUCGUACCAUCCUGCUGACCACCCACUACAUGGAUGAAGCUGAUGUGCUGGGCGAUCGCAUUGCUAUCAUGGUCAGGGGGACCUUACGAUGUUGCGGCUCCUCGGUCUUCCUGAAAAGACUAUAUGGUGUUGGAAGCCACCUAGUCAUGGUGAAGGAACCUUACUGUGACAUUGCUGAAAUCUCAAAACUGAUUCAUUCCUAUGUCCCAACAGCCACCCUGGAGACUAAUGUUGGAAAUGAGUUAUCUUUUAUUCUACCCAAAGAAUAUACACACAGGGUCAGUAACCUGGAAGACUCAAAAACAGAUAUCGAAGCUACCCAGUCGCCCUCGGUAGGAAGCAAAGGGAACAAGAAUGGGGAUGUUGAAAGCAGCGGGAGAGUAGGCUUUCCCACCCAGAGUGAAGAUCAGAACAUUGUGUUUAACACUGGGUGUUCCCUCUACCUGCAGCAGUUCCGUGCCAUGUUCAUGAAGAGGCUGAUGUACAACUGGCGAAACUGGAGAGGGAUUUUGGUGCAGAUACUGGGGCUUAUCAUUUCUACUUUCUUACUCCUCAAGUCUCAUGAGUUUAGAUAUAAGAAAAUUAGGCAAAUGAAUUUGGACGAAUAUGGUCAAACCAUUGUGCCUUUUUCUAUUUGGGGGAAAUCUAACUUGACAUCAAGUCUUUUAACACACCUUGAGAAUAUGCUAAAACCUGGCAACCACCAACUCAAGGAAGUACAAGGUGACCUACUCAAAUAUUUGGAGGGAAAUGACGAAUGCGUUCAUUUAUGUGUUAUCGCACUUUCUAUCAAGGUGGUUGCAAAUAGAGUAAACCUUACUGUUCUGUUCAACAAUGAAGCCUACCAUUCACCAUCUCUAUCCCUGACAGUUUUAGACAACAUUCUUUUCAUGUCACUUUCUGGUUCUGAUGCUUCCAUAACAGUCUUCAAUAAACCUCAGCCAAGCCCCCAGAGGAAAGAAUGGCCGGGGAGUACAGAUGGGAAGAUUGUAGCCUUCAAAAUUCAGCUGGGCAUGGCUCUUUUGGUCAGUGGCUUUUGCAUCCUGACGGUGACUGAGAGACACAACAAGACAAAGCACAUGCAGUUUCUGAGUGGGGUCUCCAUCCUUGUGUACUGGCUUUCUGCUCUGGUAUUUGAUCUCAUUAUCUUCUUCAUUUCUUGCUGCUUCCUACUGGUUAUGUUCAAAUACUGCAAAUUUGACAUCUAUGUCACCGACUACCACAUUCUGGACACGAUGCUGAUCCUCACACUGUUUGGGUGGUCUGCCAUCCCCCUCACAUACCUGCUGAGCUUCCUGUUUUCUAAGAGCAACUCUGCCUACAUCAAUCUUCUGGUGUUCUGUUAUCUCUCUGGCACUUUAAGUCUCUUAAUGGAUACCAUAAUAGAAGCAAGGAUAUCAACCAUCAUGUCCAACUCCACCCAAACCUUCCUGCUCAAUGCGCUGCUGCUCUUUCCUAUGUACAACCUUGGGAAGUGUAUCAGUGAGUAUACUGUUAUUUACCGGAAGAAGAUGCUAUGCAUCCAGCAAAAGAACGCUCUCAAAUACCUGAAUUGUAGCAACAAACACACUAAGAAGAACAUUUAUUCUUUGAAGAAACCUAUGCUGGGAAAGUAUUUAAUUGCUAUGAGCAUCGCCGGCUUUGUUUUCCUUCUUUUGAUUUUCUUUUGGGAAAAUAUCUCCUGGAAAGUAAAAAUGUUUAUCCAUCAACACAUUUACUUUGGUGCCUGCAAGAAAUACAAGCCGGAUAUAAUUUCUAAGGAAUUAUCUGGGACUUCUGAAGAUAAUGAUGUAGAAAAUGAGAGAAGAGAAAUUUUGUACCAGCCUGAAAAGUUUCUGAAUUGCCCAGUUCUUAUUAAGGAGCUCACGAAGAUAUACUUUAAGUCUCCACUAAUUCUGGCUGUGAAAAAUAUCUCCCUUGCUAUCCAAGAGAGGGCGUGCUUUGGGUUACUUGGAUUCAAUGGAGCAGGUAAAACAACUACUUUUCAAAUUUUGACUGGAGAAAAUAUUCCUACCGCCGGGGAUGUGUUCAUUGAUGGCAUUAGCCUCACCAAGAACAUCGUAAAGGUCAGGUCAAAAAUUGGCUAUUGUCCUCAAUUUGAUGCUUUGCUGGAAUACAUGACUGGCUGGGAAAUAAUGAUCAUGUAUGCAAGAAUAUGGGGAAUCUCAGAGCAUCAGAUUCAGCCCUACGUGAAAAAGUACUUGAAUUCUUUGGACCUGGAGUCUCAUGCCAACAGUCUUAUCAGCACCUACAGUGAAGGAAACAAACGUAGGCUGAGCACUGCCAUUGCCACGAUGGGAAAGCCCUCAGUUAUCUUCCUGGAUGAACCAUCAACUGGCAUGGACCCAAGAGCUAGGCGCCUUCUCUGGGACACAGUGAUAAAGAUUCGUGAAAGUGGAAAGGCCAUCAUUAUAACAUCCCACAGCAUGGAAGAAUGCGAAGCCCUUUGUACAAGGCUAUCCAUAAUGGUGCGUGGGAGGCUCACAUGCCUGGGUAGUCCUCAGUACCUCAAGAACAAGUUUGGUAAUAUUUAUAUUCUGAAGGCCAAGGUCAAGUCUGGGGAAACAUUAGAUGAAUUUAAAAAUUUCAUCACACUGACAUUUCCAGGUAGUGAAUUACAGCAAGAGAAUCAAGGGAUUCUUAAUUACUGCAUUCCCAGAAAGAACAACAGCUGGGGAAAGGUGUUUGGCAUUUUGGAGAAAGCAAAGGAACAAUACAAUUUAGAAGACUAUUCCAUCAGUCAGAUCACCCUGGACCAAGUCUUCUUGUCUUUUGCCGACCAAGACAGGAAGUGAUUAUGAGACAGAGGUUCCUUGAGAUUCCGUUACAAAUAGUAAUAUUGACUUUUCGUUUUUCUUUUUCUUUCUUUCUUUCUUUUUUUCCUACAUCUGGGUCCAUGGGAAGGUCAUCCUGUGCUUGUGAAUCUUCAUGUAAAUAUAUUUGUGUAAUAAAUACUUCCCUGAGAGAAAAAAAAAA
Messenger RNA from Mus musculus (house mouse), 5449 nucleotides. RefSeq names its product ATP-binding cassette, sub-family A member 15 (gene Abca15). The transcript is spliced from 30 exons. Gene Ontology annotation, biological process: transmembrane transport. Gene Ontology annotation, cellular component: cytoplasm; membrane; endomembrane system. NCBI's taxonomy places the organism in Eukaryota, Metazoa, Chordata, Mammalia, Rodentia, Muridae. The coding region runs from base 361 to 5268 and encodes 1635 amino acids. Gene Ontology annotation, molecular function: ATP hydrolysis activity; ABC-type transporter activity; nucleotide binding. The record is from RefSeq and is a predicted model, not a curated record.